Molecule: messenger RNA, 1667 nt
Organism: Acanthochromis polyacanthus (spiny chromis)
Lineage: Eukaryota; Metazoa; Chordata; Actinopteri; Pomacentridae
Exons: 9
Coding region: 192-1667 (491 amino acids)
Source: RefSeq, a predicted model, not a curated record
CCCCUGCAUUACAUGGACCGGGGGUGGGGGUUCGGUUGAGCUGCUGCUGCUUGCCCGAGACAGCUGCAGACUUCCUGCUGUAUUCCUCCACCGGUGGAACACCUCCACACACCGGGCCACCACACCAGCCAUGCCAAGCCUUGCUUCGAUUAAAACAUUUUAAGAUUAAAAAACGCUAACUUUUCAAGCUAAUGUUACCGGAGCCACGCAUGCUGUGCAUCAUGUUGGUUAAGGUGCGAUUUGGUGAAACACAGAAGUAUGUCAAAGUGGCUGAGACUGAAGAUGGCUAUGAUGACUUCAACACAUUUCUUCAAAAAGUUGCACUUCAGCAUGAUCUUUCAUAUACUUCGCUGGAGUCACCCAUGUCAGACAACUCAUCUGGGUCAGUGUCAGGAGUCUCCUCGCUAGUAUCCUCUGAUUCAUCAGAUGCAACAGUGAUUGUUCAUACAAACGGAGGGAGGAGAACCCAUGCUGAACGGGAAUCAGCAAAAGAGAUGGUGAGAAAUGUUCUGAAGGCUAAACCAGGUGGACAGUUUAUUUUGGAUGAAUAUGACAAAAUGAAAACAUUGACAGAUAGCACAAGGAGAAAGUUGGUAAACCUUCUUGUGGCCAACAUGGUUGAAAUUCAUGGGAGGAGCCCACCCAUCUCUGUUCGAACUACAUGUGCUCUAGGCAUCAUCUCUAUAUUUCCCAGCCUCAGAGAUCCAUAUUCGGACAAGGGAUAUGAACACUUCUAUGACCCAGAGAGUGGAUCUGGCUACUUGGCCUGGAGGAUAAAGACUGUUCAGCGCAACACUGCAGCUCAGCCCCAGAGAUGCUCCACAAGCACAACCUAUCAAGAUAGUCCAAAGAGAAAGAGGGAUGUUCUCUGCACUGAUAAGCAGCUGCUUGGUGAGCACUGUCAUGAAGCAAUAUCCUUUUUGAAACAUUCAACUGAUGAAUCAGCCAUCAAAGAGCGAAUGAGGGCCACAUUUCAGUACCGUCAAACACUGGUUCAAGAUCAGCAGUGCUCUUCGACAGUCUUUGACAUCUUCCCACGAUUUCUCGACAUCACUGGCUUGAUUGAACAAGACUUCACCAUGAUGUUUGGAGAGGAAGUGUCGGGCAGAUUUUUGGCAAAAUGGCCUACCUUUUUCAAGCCUAGAAUCCUGGCAGACUGCAAAAAACUGACUUCUAAUGAGCACAUUGAAGACCUCAUGUCAUUGCAGCAAGACUCAGGCUGGGACAGUGAUCUGUCCAGCAUUCUUCUGUUGGUUCACCUGCUUCCUCCCACCCCCAAAGGCCACAAGAAGAGUGCUAAAAUCAGCCCAUGCCAGGCUGUUGACCAUGUUGUGAGAUAUUUGCAGAUGGGAGCCAGUGUUGAAACCUUCCUUGCUGGUGUGGAGCCAGGCCAGCCCUUCCUCCUUGGUGUUGGUGAAAAGAAGAGCAGCAUCCAAAGAUACUAUGUCAUCAUUGAUCACAAGGCCAUCCCUUGCAAGGCACAGACAUCCCUUGCAGCUUUCGAUGAGUUCUUCAAAGCACACUUCAUCUUCAGUGUCAGUUACCAUGAAUCCCUCUACAACUUCUAUACGUUCAUCCAAACCACAGUUUUUAACAUUGACAUUGGAAAGGCCAAGGAAACUCCCAGAGUCAAGGAAUUAAGAGCAAGAUUUUUUCAUGACGCUUGA